AUGGCUGGUCGAAGUCAGAGCUUGCAAAUUAAGGAAAAUAACGUGUCUAACUUGCAUAUUUGUGGCUGGAGACAGAACCUGGUAGCAUUCAAGAGUUACCCGUUGGAAUCUAUUGGUCCUCUCGCAUGCACCAGCGAUGGAGCCUACCUUGCUGGCGGUGGUGCGUCUGGCCGAGUCUAUUUCUGGGAGGUGGCGACUGGUCGAUUGCUAAGGCUCAGGCCAGGCCACCACAAAAACGUGGGUUGUCUCUUUGUGGUUUUGGAUACGGAAGAUGAUGGUCAAGGAGCAGAGGGACAGGUCGCUGCCAUGUAUGGGUGGUCUGAUCACACCUUGCUUGUAACGGGGCUUCUUGCAGGCUCUGGCGACUCUAGUGUCAUUGUUGUUUCUUGUUCUUUGGAACAUACAUGCAAGAUCUGGAGCCUUGCCUUGGGAACUCUAUUAAGGUCAGUAAUCUUUUCGACAGCUUUAAAUGCUGUUACUCUGGACCCUGGAGAGUAUGGAUUGUAUGCCGGAGGAGCAGACGGCAGAAUUUUUAUCACUGCUUCGAAUUUUGGGGUACCUAUCACGUCUGGGAUUCUCACCGAUGGCGUUCUUGGCACCGAUACCGCUCUUAUUGGGCACAUGUAUAGUCAUAAACUAUUUUUGUUAUUUUCAUGAUUUAGCUCAUGUAUUGAUUGUUCAAAAUCUCUUUUCAAUUGUGGCUUGCUGAGAUCAACGAGUACGAGUUUUAAACAUGAGUUGUUUUGGGAUCUAACAAACGGCCAGUUACUUCAUUAGCAUUUAGUAUGGACGGGGUAUCUCUAGUUUCUUUCAGAGAGUUAUUUAAAAAAUAAAAAAUAAAAAAAUAAAAAGCUUGGAGAUAUGUAAUGAUAAUGAUCGGAAGCCAAGAAAAGUCAUACACACUCAGCUCUUCUAAACAUGUCCCAGCAUUGUAAGACUCACUCUUUGGAAAGUAUUGAGGAAGAAUGUA
Physcomitrium patens is the source of this 970-nucleotide messenger RNA. The record is from RefSeq and is a predicted model, not a curated record. Lineage: Eukaryota; Viridiplantae; Streptophyta; Bryopsida; Funariales; Funariaceae.